UAUGUUAUCCCCCUUUUGUGGAAUAUAUAAGAGAGCACACGUUUGUCUGUAAUCCACUUGCCAAUAUGUUUCUGAAAAGUACAGUGACCAUCGUCUUCGCUGGAUUUUGGCUUCUGUGCAUGCUCUGUCUGAUGACAGAUGCUUACGGGCCACUGACCCAUGCCUGCUGCGUCAAGUACACUCGCACUCCUUUGGAUUUCAAAUUGAUCAAAGGUUUCGCGGAGCAGAGUUCCCGCGAGGUGUGCCGCAUUGAUGCCAUCAUAUUCAUUACAAAGCGCAACAAGAAAGUGUGCGCAAGCGCUGAGGACGACUGGGUGAAGAAAGUUCUAGAACGUCUGAGCACAAAAAUGAAAAAACUGUCGAAGCCACCUAACCAGGUCAACCAUACCCCGGCUUGGAAUACCAACACGAGCGCGUGAACGUCUCUUCAGGCGUCUACGUCUUCUUUCUAUAAGCCUCUUUAUUGUUAUAUGCUGUCCAAUUAAUUAUGCAGAUAAUCAUAAACUGAUGCAAUUAUCUCAAAUGAUGGCCUCUAAUGAAAUGUUAUGAACUUGUAGUCAGUGUGAUGUAAUGAUGCAAUAAAAUAACAGAAUAAAAUGAAUAUCUGAGAAAAUGGUUUGCUAUAAUAUAAUAAUGCUUUUUCUGUCUAUCUAUCUAUCUAUCUAUCUAUCUAUCUAUCUAUCUAUCUAUCUAUCUAUCUAUCUAUCUAUCUAUCUAUCUAUCUAUCUAUCUAUCUAUCUAUCUAUCUAUCUAUCUAUCCAUCCAUCUUAUUGCCUUUUUAAUCACU
Molecule: messenger RNA, 787 nt
Organism: Hemibagrus wyckioides
Lineage: Eukaryota; Metazoa; Chordata; Actinopteri; Siluriformes; Bagridae
Gene: ccl20l
Product: C-C motif chemokine 20-like
Exons: 4
Coding region: 66-419 (117 amino acids)
Biological process (GO): cellular response to tumor necrosis factor; cellular response to type II interferon; monocyte chemotaxis
Cellular component (GO): extracellular region
Molecular function (GO): chemokine activity; CCR chemokine receptor binding
Source: RefSeq, a predicted model, not a curated record